Cornus florida is the source of this 2057-nucleotide messenger RNA. Its product is annotated as sucrose synthase-like. NCBI's taxonomy places the organism in Eukaryota, Viridiplantae, Streptophyta, Magnoliopsida, Cornales, Cornaceae. Gene Ontology annotation, biological process: sucrose metabolic process. The transcript is spliced from 9 exons. Gene Ontology annotation, molecular function: sucrose synthase activity. The coding region runs from base 3 to 1856 and encodes 617 amino acids. The record is from RefSeq and is a predicted model, not a curated record.
UCAUGGUGAAUGAUAGAAUUCAGAACUUGAACCAACUUCAAUCUGUUGUCAGAGAGGCAGUGGAUUAUCUGUCUACUCUGCCUUUGGAUACCCCAUUUUCUGAUUUUGAAGAUAGGUUUCAAGUGAUUGGUUUGGAAAGGGGUUGGGGUGAUACUGCUGAAUCAGUGUCUGACAUGCUUAAUCUGCUCUUACAACUCCUGGAGGCUCCUGACCAUUGUGCUGUCGAGAAAUUUCUCGGGACAGUCCCUAUGGUUUUCAAUGUUGUUAUUCUCUCACCCCAUGGUUACUUUGCUCAAGACAAUGUCUUGGGCUAUCCUGAUACUGGUGGCCAGGUUGUUUACAUUUUGGAUCAAGUUCCUGCCAUGGAACGCGAGAUGCUUAAACGGAUGAAAAAGCAAGGACUUAAUGAUAUCAUCCCUAGAAUUAUCAUUGUCACUCGCCUUCUGCCAGAUGCAGUUGGCACCACGUGCAAUCAACGCAUUGAGAAAGUCUAUGGAACAGAGCAUUCAUACAUUCUGCGAGUUCCCUUUAGAACUGAGGAGGGAAUUCUUCGCAAGUGGAUCUCGCGUUUUGAAGUGUGGCCAUAUAUGGAGACUUUCACAGAGGAUGUUGCAAAUGAAAUUCUUGGAGAGUUGCAGACAAAGCCGGACUUGAUCAUUGGCAACUACAGUGAGGGUAACCUUGUUGCCACCUUGCUAGCUCACAAGUUUGGGUCAAUCCAGAGUACCAUUGCUCAUGCUUUGGAGAAAACUAAGUAUCCAAAUUCUGACCUAUAUUGGAAGAAAUUUGAGGAGAAGUAUCAUUUCUCCUCCCAGUUUACUGCUGAUCUCAUUGCAAUGAAUCAUACUGAUUUCAUUAUCACUAGCACUUUCCAGGAGAUUGCUGGAAGUAAGAACUCUUAUGGACAGUAUGAAAGUCAUACAGCCUUUACCAUGCCUGGAUUGUACCGAGUUGUCCAUGGGAUUGAUGCGUUCGACCCCAAAUUCAACAUUGUUGCACCAGGGGCUGAUAUGUCCCUCUACUUCUCUUACUCAGUGAAGAGUAGGAGACUGACUAAUUUCCACCCUGAAAUUGAAGAGCUUCUAUUUAGUGCUGUUGAAAAUGAAGAACAUUUAUGUGUGUUGAAAGACAGGAGCAAGCCCAUUCUAUUCACAAUGGCACGGCUGGAUCGCGUGAAGAACUUGACAGGACUUGUUGAGAUGUAUGGUAAGAGUGCUCGGCUUAGGGAGUUGGUGAACCUGGUUGUGGUAGGUGGAGAUCGUAGGAAGGAAUCCAAGGACUUGGAAGAGCAAGCAGAGAUGAAGAAGAUGUAUGAGCUCAUAGACACCUACAAGUUGAAUGGUCAGUUCAGAUGGAUUUCUUCCCAGAUGAACCGGGAGAGGAAUGGUGAACUAUACCGAUACAUUGCAGACAAGAGAGGAGCUUUUGUGCAGCCUGCUUUCUAUGAGGCUUUCGGUCUGACAGUGGUGGAGUCCAUGACCUGUGGCUUACCAACAUUUGCUACAUUGCAUGGCGGUCCAGCUGAGAUAAUUGUGCACGGAAAGUCUGGCUUCCACAUUGAUCCAUACCAUGGUGAUGAGGUUGCUCAAGUGCUUGUUAAUUUCUUUGAAAAGUGCAGGGAUGACCCCACUCAUUGGGAAGCCAUUUCGGCUGGAGGCCUUAAGCGCAUUCUUGAGAAUUUUACAUGGCAAAUUUACUCUGAGAGGGUGAUGAAUUUGGCUGGUGUUUAUGGAUUUUGGAAGCAUGUGUCCAAAAAAGAUGAACGUGAGAUUGAGAAACGUCGCUACAUCGAAAUGUUUCAUACCCUGAUGUAUCGAAAGUCGGCUGAAUCUGUUCCGUUAGCCGUUGAUGAGUAGAUCAAAGGAAGAACUAUUAUCACGGGAUCUUAUUGGACGGCAUCAAUUUUCCUUUUCGUUUUUUCUUUUUCAAUUAUCUCAAGAUAUUUGUUUUGAAUAGACUGAUAGGUAGUCAGUUAUUGAUAGUGAAUUUGGUUUACAUGGAUGAUUUUAUUCAUUUUUAUCUUAGAUAAAAUUGAUGAAUAUACAACAUUUGCUAUU